Messenger RNA from Phragmites australis (common reed), 567 nucleotides. RefSeq lists its product as uncharacterized. The transcript is spliced from 2 exons. The record is from RefSeq and is a predicted model, not a curated record. The coding region runs from base 114 to 407 and encodes 97 amino acids. Lineage: Eukaryota; Viridiplantae; Streptophyta; Magnoliopsida; Poales; Poaceae. Gene Ontology annotation, biological process: translation. Gene Ontology annotation, cellular component: ribosome. Gene Ontology annotation, molecular function: structural constituent of ribosome.
AUCGAGUUCCAUGACCAAACCCCAACCAAGAACUAGCGAGAGAGGGAGAGAGGACCCCGAGGAAGAGGAAGAGGAAGAGAGCGAGCAGAGAGGAGAGCGAGCGGGGAAGGAAGAUGAAGGUCCGCGCGUCGGUGAAGCGGCUGUGCGGGUUCUGCAGGGUGGUGAAGCGCCGGGGCAUCGUCUUCAUCCACUGCACCGCCAACACCAAGCACAAGCAGCGCCAGGGCUUCUCCACCAUCGCCGAAGCCGCCGCCUCGUGCCUGCACCUGCCGCCGCCACUGCCCUCCAGCGGCUCCGCCUCCGCUGCGGUGUUCGCUGAGGCUUCGAAGGUGGCCACGCAAGAGAUGUCUAUGAAGUUUAAUUGGCCUCUGGGUUUAGCUGCCCUGUUGAAGAAUGGUGAAAAGUAAUGCAUCUGCUCUACUAUUCCCCAACAUUUGUUCUAGAAAUCAAGUGAAUCUUCCAGUCCGUCGUAAAAAUACCAAGCUGUACCAUCAGCAUGUACUUGCAGUCACUACUCAUCAGUUGAAUUGGUCUUUUAGUGGAAUAUAAUAUGAGCAUAUAUUGUUA